AUGAUGUCCCUAGUGGAGCCCCCCGCGCCUAGACCUCGCACGCCAAUAAAGACACCCGAUAGCUCGGACUCUGGCUACGAGAGCUUGCUAUCUCAGGCAGCCAGCAUUCAGCUGCGAGAUUCCCGUACAUCUCGCGCAGCGCCGGGUCAUGCUCCUCCGGCUUCGAGCCAUGUCGCUAGGGGCGCGCCGGCCGAGGCGGGCUUGGCGGGCCGCCGAGCCACUGGCUUCAACGGCCUCUACUCCUUCGACAAGCCAGGCGUGUGCAUCAAGGACUACGUCGAGGUUCAAAACCGUAUCGAUGAAGGGCUCAUGUCGAGCCUCAAGCGUUCCGAGGGGCCGCCGGUGUCACUGCGUCUCGGCAUCCUUGGCAAGUCUCUGCAGGACGCCAGACCUCACUUGAUCAUCUUCUGUAGCAAGAAGCAAGCCAAGAGGGCCGAAGCCUUCCUCAAGAAGACGCGAAUCAAGAAGUUGCUCGAGUCGGAGGAUCUGACGGCUGGUCCACUGCGGGUCAUCGUCUGUGAUCAAGCACCAACUCUCACUGUAUUCGCCGAAUACAGAAAAAUUCACAUCGCAACGUCUGGAGACUGGGUAUCAUCUGGAUCUAGCUCCUGUGGACUUCCGAUUCGGAUUUAUUCAUCGGGAACUGGGCAGUUCCGAAAGUCGACUCUCGGAGGAAUCAUCCGCGUCAUAAUGAGCGAUGGUAGUUCUGACAUCUUCGGAAUCACAGCCGGUCACCCUUUCGAACAGUACCGAGACAGUGGAGUAGAGCCUGGCAGCGGCAGUGACUCCGACGACUCAGACAGUUCAAGCAUUUCUGGAAGCAACGGGAGCGUCCAGUCAAUAACGCAUGAGACCUCGAAUGCCUGGGAGUUCCAGGGAUUCCACGAAUGCCAGGCGAUAUUGUCCCCUGUAAGCACUCAAUGCAGGGAUGUCCAAGACCAUUAUUGGGAUUGGACUCUCAUCAAGCUUCGAGAGUGGCAACCCAACAGAGUCCGACAUGGAAACGGCUGGCAGACGUUGACAGAACCUGCAAAAGAUUUUCGUCAAAGAGCCUUGUAUCGAAAAGUUGAAAUGUUGAGUGCCUCCAGCGGCCCCGUCCCAGGAAGUCUCCACUUCGCAGGAUCAAAGCUAUGUAUUAGCCCCGGGAAGAUGUCCAUCGAAACUUUCAUCUUCGAACCAGAAGAACUAGGUGCUAUCGAGAAUGGGGACUCAGGCUCGUGGGUUGUCGAUCUCCAGACAAGAGAAGUUUACGGGCAUAUUGUCGCAGCAGACUGUUUUGGAGGGGCUUAUGUCGUGCCCAUUGACGCACUCUUCCGCGACAUCAAGCAACGUCUCGAGGCUGCGUCAGUGGAAUUGCCGUCUUAUUACAAUUCUCUCCCUUGCGCGUUCGAGGAUUUCAGGACCUUCGUUCAGGAUAGCCAGCAACAGGGCGAAUACGGCGAUGGCACGCCUGCAACGUACGUGUCCCCACAGAACUUGGCUGAAUAUUGGACAACGGACAUGAUCGAACGUUCCCUGGAACUGGACAGCCAACGACGAGAGGGUAAGGGCGCCAUUGAUCCCUUGAAGGGUUCGUACAUGGUAGUCUUUUCUAUUCUCGCAUACAUCUCCAAAGUCGGUCACCCAGCAACAAGCUACAUCAUCCGAUUCAUUGCAAUGGGCGAAGAUGAUAGCGCACUUCCCUUCCAGUCAAUGCCUAGCGCUCUUGUAGGCUUGCCCUAUUGCUCACAGAUCUACGCCGACUUUUCAGCCGUCCAGUGGAUGUUUCAUCCUCUCAUUAUACAACAGAGAGAUGCUCCGAGGGGUUAUCUCGAUCUUCGAACAGGUCGCAUUCUUGCUGCUAAGAGUCUUGGAAAACCGCCCGAGUCGGUCUCGAUCACUGAUGAGGAAGUGGUAAUAUCUAAAACUCGAAGUGAAAGUGGAAAGAUCACCGUCAUCUUGAAGAGCUAUUCCAAAGACAUCCGUGCUUUCCGCCAUGAUCUCGACACCUGGUCUUUGAUACAAAAGCUGAAGCAACCAGACCAACAUAUUUUAUCUAUCAUUGAUGCUUUCAAUAUCGAGACUCCCUCGGGGGAGACGAAGAUACUGGUGACUGAACGCCCUGAGCUAGGUACCCUCUUGGACCUGUUCCGUCAGAAUAGUCCCCCAUACACGCAGGAGGAUGUGCGAAUAUUCUGGAACUCUAUCCUCUCACUGCUAAGCACUGUCAAUGGCGUGCAUCGCCAAAUGCAAUCAAAUCUACAUUUGAGAUUCUGUGAUCUUCUGAGCCCUUCAGACAUCUUUGUAUUUACAGAGAGCAACAGUUCUAGUGGGUCUGGAUACCGACUGAAGCUGAACAUGCUGGCUGGAAAUAGAUUCCGGACCGGCAAAGCGGCCGUGUCAGCUCCAUACCACGAACGAGGACCAUACUAUGCCCCGGAGUUUACAUACGAUGGACCCUCUCAGGAUGAUUCUCCGGCGGAUAUCUGGUCCCUUGGCUGCCUUGCAGUCGAGACAGCGAGCUGGCUCAUUGGUGGUGAGCGCGGGCGCAUCGACUUUCAGAACGCCCGAAAACAUGAGAUCGAUGGAUUUCCCAAGAGCCUAGGGGAACAACUAGGCAACUGCUUCCACGACGGAGAAAACACGCUCAACUCUGUCCGGGAUGUCUACAAGCUGGCCACGAAGUAUUCCAGAAGAUCAGACGACAUCACCUCGAAAAUCGUUGGAGUGUUCUUGCGCGGCGCCUUGGCUGGCAGUCCGGCCCGGCGAUUUCCAGCCCGCCAGUUGCAAAUGUCUGUUCAAAUGAUUCUGGACGAUGAGAUAGAGGGUAUUGCAAGCUCUCGUCGAUCAUCAACUUGCAGAGAGGACACCCUCGAUAUGAAACAUCGCGUGAGUACGAGUUACUUUAGUGGACCAAGGUCCCACGCCUCGUCAAGGACUUCCAUCGUGUCUGCGCAGUACGUUGCCAACUCUCACUCUGUUGCCGUGAGGCCCCAGAGUCCUCCUUCUUCUAUCGCCCAGAAGGGCGUGCGGGAAACAUCUAUCUAUAGUGUAGGAUCACAGGAGAAAGGGAUCCCGCCGAGCCGUCAAUUGCUGUUCAACAGACACGAGAAGGAGGGAGCAACCUUCAGCCAAGCAAGGUUUCCAUUCCUUGCUCCUCAGGGAGUUGAACGGAAUGCACCCCUGUCAUCAUUGAGUAUCAGUUCGAACUCAGAGCCGAUCGACUCUGGUAUUGCACUGUCUGCUGGUAGAGCUGGGACGCCAGGAUAUCAACUCUAUCCGCAUAUCACUCUAACACAAGUGAUGAUGUGGAUUGAUGAGAAGAAGAAGGCCAGUCGAGGGUCCGUCAGAGGCUUUCGGCAGGGUCAGAUAUCGCUACCGGGCCAGGACUUGGCUCUGAAGGCUCUCUCAAACAGAGAUAUUAUCUUUCUGGUGGACAAUUCCACGACGAUGCAGGCAUACAAAGGGGAAGUUAUCGAUACCUUUCACGCUCUGGCCUAUCUCGCGAAACAAGUUGACUCCGACGGUAUCGAAGUUUUCCUAAGCAGCAGACCUGAUUCACGACUACAGGCAAGGAACACAAGUUCUCUCGUGAAAUACGUCCAAUCGCAUUUCAGCCCUGGCCGACUGGAGUUUGGAUUGGGUCCCUGUUUACAGAAAGUGGCUGGAGACGUUUUGAGUACAAGCAACCAAGGCCGAAAGAGCUCCAAAGCCAAAGGCAAGAGCUUGUACAUCCUGACGGAUGGAGUUUGGGAUCACUCUGAUACCGGCGUCAUCCGCAAUUCUAUCCACCUGCUUGGAGCUGAGAUCAAACGGAGGAAACUUAACCGGACAGAUAUCAUGAUACAGUUCAUUCGGUUUGGAGACAGUACUGCAGCAGCACAGCGCCUGCAGCUUCUGGAUGACGAUUUGUCGAUCGCUGACUACGAUAUCGUGGAUACAAAAUCGUGCAAGGACAAUGUAUGGUCAAUGCUCGUCGGCUCGAUUGCCGAGAGCAUGGACGUGACCAAGAACGAGAGCGAUGACGAGAGAAUCGGAGACAUCGGGAUAGAUAGUUGA
This is a messenger RNA of Thyridium curvatum, 4038 nucleotides long. RefSeq lists its product as uncharacterized. Lineage: Eukaryota; Fungi; Ascomycota; Sordariomycetes; Thyridiales; Thyridiaceae. The transcript has 7 exons. Gene Ontology annotation, molecular function: ATP binding; protein kinase activity. Gene Ontology annotation, biological process: protein phosphorylation. The record is from RefSeq and is a predicted model, not a curated record. Bases 1 to 4038 code for a protein of 1345 amino acids.